Crotalus tigris (Tiger rattlesnake) is the source of this 549-nucleotide messenger RNA. Its product is annotated as olfactory receptor 10C1-like. Gene Ontology annotation, cellular component: membrane. Gene Ontology annotation, biological process: G protein-coupled receptor signaling pathway. The transcript has a single exon. Bases 13 to 549 code for a protein of 178 amino acids. The record is from RefSeq and is a predicted model, not a curated record. Lineage: Eukaryota; Metazoa; Chordata; Lepidosauria; Squamata; Viperidae. Gene Ontology annotation, molecular function: olfactory receptor activity.
UACCCAUAUAUCAUGAACUACAGGAAAUGUGCUAUGCUUGCCGCUGCGUCAUGGGCCUGGGGUAUUUUUGGGGGUUUGGGGCUCUCUGUUUUAAUCUUCACCCUUCCCUUCUGUGGGUCAAAGACAAUCAGCCAUUUCUUCUGUGAUCUUAUUCUGGUUCUGAGGCUAGCAUCUACCAAUACCUAUGAAAUUGAAAUGGCCAUUUCUACAUUAACAGUGCUGGCUGACUUGAUACUGUUCUUGCUCAUCCUUUAUUCCUACAUCCUCAUCAUCUCCACUAUUUUCCUGAUGCCAGUGGCCAAGAGUAGGCACAAAGCAUUUUCCACUUGUUCUUCACAUCUCACUGUUGUUUGCAUUUUCUACGGAACUAUCAUUUUUACUUAUAUUCAUCCAAACUGGGCAUAUUCUGAGGACAGUGACAGGAUCCUUGCUCUGCUCUACAUAGUGGUGACCACAAGCCUGAACCCCAUCAUUUACAGCUUGAGGAAUAAAGAGACAAAAGCUGCUUUCAUGAAAUCAGUAGGAAAGAAACAGAUCUUCCGGAGGUAA